Molecule: messenger RNA, 1338 nt
Organism: Ornithorhynchus anatinus (platypus)
Lineage: Eukaryota; Metazoa; Chordata; Mammalia; Monotremata; Ornithorhynchidae
Gene: ARPC5L
Product: actin related protein 2/3 complex subunit 5 like
Exons: 4
Coding region: 74-529 (151 amino acids)
Biological process (GO): Arp2/3 complex-mediated actin nucleation; cell migration; regulation of actin filament polymerization
Cellular component (GO): cytoplasm; actin cytoskeleton; Arp2/3 protein complex
Molecular function (GO): actin filament binding
Source: RefSeq, a predicted model, not a curated record
GCGGCUGAGGCGGCGGCUGAGGCGGCGGCGGGGCCGGGCUCCUUUUCCCUUCCCUCGUGGUGGUGCGGCGGCCAUGGCCCGGAACACGCUGUCCUCGCGCUUCCGCAAGGUGGACAUCGACGAGUUUGACGAGAACAAGUUCGUCGACGAGCAGGAGGAGGCGGCGGCGGCCGAGCGGGGCCCCGACCCCGGGGAGGUGGACGGGCUCCUGCGGCAAGGUGAUAUGCUCAGAGCUUUCCAGGCAGCCUUACGAAACUCUCCUGUUAAUACGAAGAAUCCAGCCGUGAAGGAACGUGCCCAAGGAGUCGUCCUCAGAGUUCUCACCAACUUUAGAAGCAGUGAGAUCGAGCAGGCCGUUCAGUCCUUAGACAGUGAUGGGAUUGACUUGUUAAUGAAGUACAUUUAUAAAGGAUUUGAAAAGCCUACAGAAAAUAGCAGUGCCGUCUUACUUCAGUGGCAUGAAAAGGCCUUAGCGGUAGGUGGAUUAGGUUCCAUAAUAAGAGUUCUUACGGCAAGAAAGACUGUUUAAAAAUUAUUAACUUUACGUCAAGAUGACAAGAACGGUUUGGACCCAAGACGACGAUGGAACUAGCCGAAUGACAGUGGGCCUAUCUUUCUAGAAAUUACAAUCUAUUAAACUGUUUGGGAACACUUGUUUGCUGAAACGCUUUUUAUUUUAGAGGUGGAGGGAAAAAAAAAAUCACACGUCUUGCUCUGUUUUUUGGAAACCUUCUGCAGGAUCUGCCGUCCCCUCUUCCUUUGUCUAAGUAUCAUACGGAAUGGACUUAAAAUGUAGAUUGUACAUUAGAGAGAGAGAGAGAUAAGCGAUGCCCAGGACCACCUACGAGUGGUUAUGUCUUUGGCAGAGGCAGUAUUUUGACAAAUGUUGUGGAGGAAGGCGGGUUUGUUCAGGAAUAUUCUUUCUAGAGGUGGUGGAAGCUGAGGGGUGGGUGGGGGGGACUUGGUUUUAUUGCAAAGUGCCUACUGCAUCAACCGAGCUCUGGCCGCGUUACUUUUUUGGUGCGUCUUGCGAAAGGGCAGAGGAUGUCGCCGUACGGAGACAGGUGAAUUAGAACUAAUCCCCGCGAGGAUUAGACGGGUGGAUUUGUUUUUAAAAUCCAUGGAGCUAGUCCGUGGUUCACAGGCAUUCUUAUUUGAACUUCACAGCAGCUGCUGGGUAAGCAACGCAUUUGAGUCUCGAUCCCUAAGCUGCAGUGGCGCUGAUUGCAGUUUGAUGUUUUACUGAAUAUUUAUUGUUCCUUUCUUACCACUCUUGGUUUUUCUCGUAUGUACAUUUUGAAAUUUAAGUUAAUAAAGUGCCAAACAUAUUUAAUACAC